Mangifera indica (mango) is the source of this 750-nucleotide messenger RNA. RefSeq names its product protein BUNDLE SHEATH DEFECTIVE 2, chloroplastic-like. Gene Ontology annotation, cellular component: chloroplast stroma; protein folding chaperone complex. The coding region runs from base 111 to 506 and encodes 131 amino acids. The transcript has 5 exons. The record is from RefSeq and is a predicted model, not a curated record. Gene Ontology annotation, molecular function: protein folding chaperone. Lineage: Eukaryota; Viridiplantae; Streptophyta; Magnoliopsida; Sapindales; Anacardiaceae.
GUAGAGACUAGAGGGUGAGGUAGCCUUACUUCGUUACCGCCAACACUGAAACAUAAAGCAGAACUCUUUCACUUCCUCACAUACAAAGAAGCAACAAAACUCUUUCAAGAAUGGCAAACUCCCUUUGCUUCACCCCCGUUUGUUGCUUCCAGUCUCCAAACAAGCUAGGAGUAGGUAUCGAUAAUUCAGUUGCUCGAAAAUCUAUCAGGGUGAAUGAAGUGUUUCAGAACUCAAGAGCUGCCAAAAUUCGAUCUUUGGAGGUUAAGGCUACAAAUAAUGAUCAAGGUGCCAAACCAAAGAGCAUACUCUGUGCUGAUUGUGAUGGAAAUGGUGCCAAACAAUGUUCUCAAUGCAAAGGUACUGGAGUUAAUUCUGUAGAUCAUUUCAAUGGACAGUUUAAAGCCGGUGCAUCAUGUUGGCUUUGCAGAGGGAAAAGAGAGAUUUUGUGUGGGAACUGUAAUGGAGCUGGGUUUAUUGGUGGAUUCAUGAGCACGAUUGAUGAAUAAGAGGCAGUAAGAUUGUGCCUGCCUGCCAAGCUCUGUGUUAAAUUAGUUUUUGUUAUGUUUGUACUUUAAAUGGCAGUAACAUGAUACUUCAUAGGACAUUUCCUGAUGUAUGAAGAAAGUCUUGUGCCAUUUUUGUGUAGUGGAAUUUCCAAAUCAACCAGGAUUACCAAAAUUUUUAAGUGUUGAUGUAUUUGUUUACCUAUUUUCUCUAUUGAUGGUGUAAGUGAAGUUCUUUGUGCGUUCA